Messenger RNA from Astyanax mexicanus (Mexican tetra), 7681 nucleotides. RefSeq names its product ankyrin repeat domain-containing protein 13C. Bases 337 to 1920 code for a protein of 527 amino acids. The record is from RefSeq and is a predicted model, not a curated record. NCBI's taxonomy places the organism in Eukaryota, Metazoa, Chordata, Actinopteri, Characiformes, Acestrorhamphidae. Gene Ontology annotation, molecular function: protein binding. The transcript has 13 exons. Gene Ontology annotation, cellular component: cytoplasm.
GCCAUACUUCAUACUGUUCACAUUAUUGAUUAUUGUUUAUUGAUUGCCCAGUAGUUGAUCAGAUUCACUGCAUGUUGUAUCUGUCGCCCCCUUGCGGAUCUGCGCUAAAUCACCUCCAGCAGCAGCAGCAGCGUUGAGAUACAGCGUUGACCGAGCAGAGCCGCUGCUGCGGGUCCAGUAUGAGGGUCUGCCGGCCUGCGGGUGGUCCCAAAAACCGAACCGACACCCAGCCGGACACCUCCGCUCAGCGUCUGCCGUGAUUAACGCCGUUUUAGCGCUUCAGAGACUCGGAUUAUAAACCCAGCAGCUUCUCCGCCUGUGUGUGUUUUAUUCACGAUGACGGGGGACACGAUCUGCAGCCUGCGCCGAGAUCCGGCUCAUCGCGACCCACACAGACCCCCGCACAGCCCCCCGCACAGCCCCCUGCAGAUCUCCGCCGACCCGCUGAAAGGAGGAGAAACCGAGAAGAAGGAGAAGAUCGAGAAGAUCGACCUUUACAACAACAACCCCCUCCAUCACCUCCUCCUCCCCUCACCCUGCAGACUGCAGCAGCGCCGCGGCGAUACUAACGGCAACACCACCCCCCACCACCACGACGACAACAAGACCACCGACACUCCGACCACGACCGAAUUCCCCGUCCACGAGUGUGUGUACAAGGGCGACGUACGGAGACUGUCUUCAUUAAUCCGCACUGAAAACAUCGCGCAGAAAGAUCUACACGGAAACACGCCCCUCCACCUGGCUGUGAUGUUGGGUCAUAAAGAGUGUGCUCAUCUGCUCCUGGCCCACAAUGCACCUGUGAAAGUGAAGAAUGCCCUUGGGUGGAGUCCCCUCGCCGAGGCCAUCAGCUACGGAGACAGACAGAUGAUCACGGCGUUACUGCGGAAGCUGAAACAGCAGUCCAGAGAAAACGUGGAGAACAAAAGGCCUCGGCUGCUCAAAGCACUGUGGGAGCUGGGCGACUUUUACCUGGAGCUGCACUGGGAUUUUCAGAGUUGGGUGCCUCUACUGUCUCGGAUUUUGCCAUCUGAUGCCUGCAAGAUCUACAAGCAGGGAAUGAAUAUCAGGUUAGACACCACACUAGUGGACUUCAGUGACAGAAAGUGCCAGAGAGGAGACCUCAGCUUUAUCUUUAACGGAGAAGCACCACGCGCCGAGGCCUUCACCGUUUUGGACAAUGAACAGAAAGUGUACCAGAGAAUUCACCACGAGGAUUCAGAGAUGGACACCGAGGAGGAGGUGGAUAUUCUGAUGGGCAGCGAUAUCUAUUCAGCCACUCUCUCCACCAAGUCCAUCUCCUUCUCCCGCAGUCAGAUCGGCUGGCUCUUCAGGGAGGAUAAGACGGAGAAAGUAGGGAACUUUGUGGGGGAUUUCUACACGGUGAAGGGUCUGGUUCUGGAGUCCAGGAAGAGGCGAGAGCAUCUGAGUGAGGAGGACAUCCUGCGCAACAAAGCCAUCAUGGAGAGUCUGAGCAAAGGAGGCAGUCUGUCGGAGCAAAGCUUUGAGCCUGUCCGAAGACAGUCGCUCUCUGCCCCUGAGCCCAACACACUGUCCUGGGAGGAGUAUAUCUCUGCAGAGGUGGGAAAGGCUCCUCCUCUGGGCCGAGAGCAGGUGUGUAAGGAGAACAGGAAAAACUUCAAGGCGACUGUAGCCAUGAGCCGAGACUUUCCACUGGGCAUCGAAUCCUUGCUGAAUGUAUUGGAGGUCAUUGCUCCCUUCAAGCACUUCAACAAACUCAGAGAAUUUGUUCAAAUGAAGCUUCCUCCGGGGUUUCCAGUCAAACUAGACAUCCCAGUGUUUCCGACCAUCACGGCCACAGUGACGUUUCAGGAGUUCCGCUACACUGAGUUUGAGGAGUCUGUCUUCACCAUCCCUGCAGAUUAUAAAGAAGACCCCAACCGAUUUCCUGAUCUUUAGCCUCGUGGAUCUACAAGCCUGUUCCACAGUUCAGACUUUUUGUUUUUGGGUGAGUGUCCAAGUGUGCCCCAUUUCUCAAACAUGCAGAAACAACACUAAAGCCCUAUCCAGAUGGGAUUAGUUUCUCAAUUUUUCUGGGAAAAAUAUUUCACACUUCUACUCAGUGAUAAAACUCUUGCAUCCAGAUUGGCUUUCUCGGUCACAUGACAUCGCGUUCAGUAGCUCCUCCAUUUCCACUCGCUGUUGUGUUUAUGUGGAUCUUCGUAGAUGGGGAUCCGGAUGGGAAUAAAAUUACUGGAGGACCAUGGAGUUCAGUGAAAAACAGUAGGAAAUUUAGCCUGUAAUUUUCUCAGAGGAUGUCUGAGAAAAACACGUACAUGGUCGUUCCAGACCGGAAUAAAAUCACAGAGGACCCUCAUAAAAGGAAAAAUUACCUCAGGACCCCCUGAGAAACUAAUCCCGCCCAGAUAGGGCUUGUAUGAAAUCCCAUUCUAAACCCACAGUCGUAAGUGUAUAGUCUGUCCCUCUUUCCAAUUCUAACAGCGGGUGUGGUACCAUUUCUCAACACUCAGACACCCUGCUCUGUGAUUUUACCUGGUGGGUCACUUUGUGGCUCAAUUGUUGUGGAUCCUAAAUGUUUCCACUUUACUAUUAUACUACUCACAGUUUAAGGUAGAAUAUCUAGGAGAAAUCUCACAACUUACACGAGUUUGGGUGUUGUUUCCAAGCUAUCCCCUGAGGUAAUGCCUCAUAAUGUAUUUUACCUGUUGAUAUCUUAUACCUUAGCACUGUUAAAAGCACGGACGUGAGACUUGUGCAACAUACAGGUGCAUCUCAGAAAAUUAGAAUGUCAUAUUAUAUAGAUGUAUUCAGGUUUUUAUUUCCUUUAUUGUUGAUAAUUAUGGCUUACAGCCAAUGAAAACCCAGAAGUCAAUAUCUUAGAAAAUUAGAAUAUUAUAUAAGAUCAAUUGGUGCUUUUAACAAUGUAGGCAGUGUGCCAAGUCCUGCUGGAAAAUAAAAUCUGCAUCUUCAUAAAAGUCAGCAGAGGGAAGCAUGAAGUGCUGUAAGUUUUUGCGGGCAAACACUGCACUGACUUUAGACUUGAUAAUAAAACACAGUGGAUCAACACCAGCAGAGAUGGAUAAACCAUCACUGAUUGGUGGAAACUUCACACUAGACCUCGAGCAGUUUGGACUGUGUGUCUCUCCACUCUUCCUCCAGACUCUGAUCCCUUGAUUUACAAAUGAAAUGUAAAAUUUACAUCUGCUGGUGUUGAUCCACUGUUUUAUUAUCAAGUCUAAAGUCAGUGCAGUAUUGUUUUCCCACAAUAUCUUAUAGCACUUCAUGCCUCCCUCUGCUGACAACUUUUAUGGAGAUGCGGAUUUCAUUUUCCAGCAGUACUUGGCACACUGCCAAAAGUACCAAUUGGUCUUAUAUAAUAUUCUAAGUUUCUGAGACACUGAUUUUUGGGUUUUCAUUGGCUAUAAGCCAUAAUCAUCAGCAAUAAAACAAUUAAACGCUUAAAAUAGAUCACUCUGUGUGUAAUAUAUCUAUAUAAUAUUUGAGUUUAACAUUUUUAACUGAAUUACUGAAACAAAGUAACUUUUCAGUGAUAUUCUAAUUUUUUUUAGAUGACCCUGUAGCCUAUUGAUGUGGUUCUCCAUUACUGUAUGGAUGCUGCUCAUCGGUACUGCUUUAAACCCCAAGAUGAGAAAUGGGAGACACUUCAACCUCACAAUCUUUAAGUGCACCAACUGGGACAGAGCUUAUACACAGUAAAUCUCACACUGCAAACUAAGAUAUAAAUGUAUGUUUUUGAUUCAAAUUUAUUGAAAAAGAGGGAUAUGCCUCUUAAAUUCAGGCAUUUGAGAUGAGAUGCUUCUAUCAGAUUUUUGUCAUUUGCUUCAGUGGAAACUGUGAUUACUGUAUGCGUGUGUAUGUAAGUGUGUUCUGAUGGAAUGGAUCGAAACUAUGCUCUGAAAAAUUCACUAAGGUCUCCAUCUAGUGGCCAACAGAGGAGACUGUGUUACCACUCUAAAGCUCAGGACUUUUAGCUGCAGGACUGCGUCUUUUCACCAGCCAUAGAGAGCACUCAGUACUCACAGAGUCGGAGCUUACUGCGUGUCUGAAGUAUGAAAUUCGUCACGGUCUUCUGCUGCUGCUGCUGCUGCUGUGUAUUUUUCAUAUCAGGUGUAUCACAUCAGUAGGAAAAAUGUAGACACAUUCAGAAUCCAAACCCAUGUUUAUCACAUUUGCUUUAAUGCAAAAAUGUGCAAAGGACUUAAGAAAUUAACUAUACAACUGAAGACACACAAAUUAACUCUUUAUAUACAUAUUCUUAAUGCGUUAACAAGUAACGUCAUCGCAUCCUGUUUGAGAUCUUGCUUUUCUUGCAGUGUGAUUUUAUCAAGCUUCUACUAAUAUUUGAAAAUAAUGUCACAUAAAUAUCUCACACAGAACAUUUCCCACAAUUUUACAUCUGUAACUGUUUUAGGGUUAAAAUCAGGCAGAUAUUUAGUGUGCACUAAACCUGGGUGAUAUGGACAAAAUUUAUAUCACAAUAUAUUGCAUAAUUUUGGAAUGAUACGAUACAAUUUCGAUACCAAUAUAAACAGUAUAGUCACUGCCCUUGUUGUACGUAAUCACACGCUGAUAGAGGUGGACCAUGUAAAAUAUAUAUAUAUAUAUAUAUAUAUAUAUAUAUAUAUAUAUAUAUUUUCCAUAUCCUUUUAGUAGGACCUUUUCACAUACACAGUAUUGAUCACGUUUUGUCACACAGACAAAAUGUAUAAACAGUGGAAAAUUCUGCUAUUUAAAUACUCUUUCGUGCAUAAUACAGUGAUUUUAAUUUAAUUUUCACAACACGUUAUCCAAUUUAACAGGAUUUUCCACACUGUCUGUAAUGUGAGGGUCAGUGUUCUUUAAGCACUGGUGGAGUCCUUGAUAUGCUUAUUACAGAAUAUUGUCAAAAAGAUAAAUAAUCAGGAUACGAUAAACUAUCAAUAUAUUACCCAGCUCUAGAGUAGAUUUAUCAAUCCAGCCCCUUUAUUCAGCAGGGACCUUCUUUACUUUACUAUUCAGUUCCAAAUGUAGCUUUAGAGGAGUGAAAUUUUCAAAUUAUUAUUAUUAUUAUAAUUAUGUUUUCUUUAAGCAAUAACCAAAACGACUAAGAUAGUAUCAGAUCUUAGAUAUUAUUAGUGAAGGCGUAUCGCAGCCGUGCAGCCGAGUUUGUGGACCUAUGCACUGAUUAGCAGCACUGUAUCUGGAUAGUGUGUUCUAGAAGAAGCUCCUGAACGUUCCAGCAAAAAAGUUUAGAGGGCAUUCUGACAUAUCAAACGUACCUCUACUGUUGAGUGGGUUCAUUUUGGCUUGUUUCUGUUGUUAUAGUCUUACUUGAUUAGAUGUAGCUUAGCUUAUUAUGGGCCUUCUUUCCUUUCUGUUCUGUUCAUUUUAGCUUGUAAUGUUUUUUUUUUUUUUUUACUUUUGGUAAAUAUGUAGCCAGUGUAGCUGUUAUUUUCUCUCACAUACAUGUAAAGACCAGAUUACUGUCAAUUAAAUACAGAAUUUCACUAAAUAAACUGUGAGAUGUUAAAGGGGCACUCCAGCCAAUACAAGAUAUAGAAAUAUAAAAACGUUAGCAUUGCUACACUAUAGGUCUGCAUUAUGAAAUUGUACUCCAUAGAUAAUAGAUAUAUAGAUAAUAUAGCACUACUUUGGGGUUUUGCCAAUUGUAGGUGUUAAAUUUCUAUUCAAAAGGAAGUUUUCAGGCGCAGCUUAAGAGUGAUUUUACAUGUUUGAUAAGACUAGCUAAACUCCCUUCUAAUUCCUUAUUUUAAAGGUGGAAGAAACUAGCUGGCUAAUGCUAACAGGAGCUACAUAGCAAAAUGUAAAAAAAAUUACUGUUAGGAAGCUAAAAGAAAAACAUUUUCAGCCAUACAAAGCAUUACAAUAGAUGAAAAACUAAGUUUUUUGCUUUUAUUUUUUAAUUUAAAGUUAAGGUAGCAACCUGGUUGCUUAGAUAUGCUAUCUACCUCAGUUUAGCUUCUUUUUCUCUGACCAAAAUCUAAAAGUAAAAGCUACUGUAUCAACAGUAUUAAAGAUGAUGUAUUAACCUCCUUUCUGAAAGUUGCUAAAUUGUUUUAAACACUACAAAACAAAUGAAGUUUAAAUAUUAAACAUAUCUGUUUGCGAUUUCUGUUGAGCUGUAAGAUUGACCUCUUUUGUUAUCUAGUAAAAGUAAUAAUGUAGUAAAUUUAGCCAAUAAUUACAAAGUAAAUUGUACAAAAUCUCAAAAAAGGCCAGGACAAAAAUAUUAAUUUAGGCUGGAAUGCCCCUUUAAAGCCGAAGACCCUGUUUACACUUGGGUCACCAUACACCAUAUUGCCAAAAGUACUUGCCUACAUUGUUCUUGAUGUAAAAGCUUGGAUGGAGCUGCUUGGCCAUGGAUACCCAGUCCAUGAGUCUCUCUACACUCUACUGUUCUUGAUCUAAUCUGAAGCUACAUGAAGUUUGGAGGUGUGUAGUGAUGGGUGUAGUGACUCUGCAGAAAGUUGGUGAACUCUGUGCACUAUGCUCCUCAGCAUCCUCUGUUAUUUUACACUGACAGAGCACAGAGUCGCUGUCGUUCCCAGUCUCUUCCACUGUGUUAUAAUAUCACUGACAGUUGGCUGUGGAAUAUUUAGUAGUGAGGAAAUCUCCCCAUUCUUUUAGUAAUGUUUGUAGAAGCAGUCUGGAGGCCUGGUUUUAUACACUUGUGGCUAUGGAAGGGAUUGGAACCCGAGUCCAAUGAUUUUGAUGGGUGAACGAAUACUUUUGGCAAUAUAGUGUGUGUAUGACUGGUAUCUGGAUUGUAUUCUGAUCAGAUUUUAGCCACAUGCCCCUUUGUUUUUAUUUUUUUUUUUUGUCAAAUGGAGAAUCUUUACAGAGCGGAUGUGGCUCCAAUACAUUUGUGAUGACCUCUUGCAUUUUUAUUUGUUUUAAACCAAAUUUCCCCUAUUUUUUGUGUGGCUUGGCCUGUGCUGAUCCAGAUAUAACCCUGAUACUACAGAUGUGUAAAUUGAGUGUUUCAAAAUGAGAGCUGCUGUAUGUUUGUUGUUCAUAAAUUCUGAAAGAAUUUCAAAAUGCUAUUUGCUAAACCUUUUUGAUCCAUCAAGGGACGCAUCAAAACUCUUCAGCUUCUCGUCAAGAAUUUAAACUCUUUACCAUUCUCCUAUUCAGUACACAUUGCUCAUGUAACACCACUUUCGCGUGUUGCACUCAGAACUGUACAUAUUGUUUUUGUGGAGUGAUUCUGAUCCUGAAGAAUAUUCUGUAGCUUGAGUACAGAAACAGUACCAGCACUACAGCUCACGAUGGUAACACCCCUGUUUUUUUUUUUUUUUAAAUGUAUAUAAUGUGGCAGAUCUGUCACUGUGUGUGCGCACCAUUGUCUUGUGAAACCUAUUAUAUUGAUUAACAUGUAUUCAUAGUAGCAUCAGUUAUGUUACGCUUUCUAAUCUCUGUUCUGUGUUUUUCAACAUGAAAGCUACUCAUGUAAAAAUGAUGUAAAAACAUAUUGCAAACUGUACAGACGGCACAUACGCCACACACUAUUUUCCUAUCAAGCUGAAAUUGAAAUCUGUCCAGUCUACAUUCUGUUUCAACUCCAGCCAGUCAGCACAGCUGAGGUAGAGGGUUUAGCUCAGGUGGAUUUGAAGGAGGAUGUGGACUGGGUGGAGGCUCUACAGUGCACCAUACAGAAAUAAAUUAUAUCACAACUUAA